Tilletiopsis washingtonensis is the source of this 768-nucleotide messenger RNA. Its product is annotated as ARF/SAR. Gene Ontology annotation, molecular function: GTP binding; GTPase activity. The record is from RefSeq and is a predicted model, not a curated record. Bases 100 to 645 code for a protein of 181 amino acids. The transcript is spliced from 6 exons. Gene Ontology annotation, biological process: intracellular protein transport; vesicle-mediated transport. Gene Ontology annotation, cellular component: cytoplasm; plasma membrane. Lineage: Eukaryota; Fungi; Basidiomycota; Exobasidiomycetes; Entylomatales.
GUCCCUCACCGCCCGCCGUCCGUCGCCUCGCCCGUCUCCAUCCGCGCGCGCGUCGCCCCUCUUCUCCACACCCCACCCGCCACCCCGUUCCUCGCCACCAUGGGUCUCUCCGUCUCGCGCCUGCUCAGUGGCCUCUUCGGCAAGAAGGAGAUGCGCAUUCUUAUGGUCGGACUCGACGCAGCCGGAAAGACCACCAUUCUUUACAAGCUCAAGCUCGGAGAGAUCGUGACCACGAUCCCGACUAUCGGAUUCAACGUCGAGACGGUCGAGUACAAGAACAUCUCGUUCACCGUGUGGGACGUCGGAGGCCAGGACAAGAUCCGCCCGCUCUGGAGACACUACUUCCAGAACACGCAGGGCAUCAUCUUCGUCGUCGACUCCAACGACCGGGAGCGUGUGUCGGAGGCGCGCGAGGAGCUGCAGCGCAUGCUCAACGAGGACGAGCUGCGCGACGCGCUGCUGCUCGUGUUUGCCAACAAGCAGGACCUGCCCAACGCCAUGAACGCCGCCGAGAUUACGGACAAGCUCGGCCUGCACUCGCUGCGCCAGCGCCAGUGGUUCAUCCAGGCCACGUGUGCGACGUCGGGCGACGGCCUGUACGAGGGCCUCGAGUGGCUGAGCUCGAACCUGAAGCGGCGUGUGUGAGCGGCGGUCGAGAGUGUUAUGCCUGCCUCGCUGUUGGAUGUCGCCUGUUCCCCUGGCCUUCUCAUGACGCCCUCGCAUGGCGUGCAGUGCCCGCUGCCCGUCUGCGCCUCUCUCUCAACGACC